This is a messenger RNA of Caenorhabditis angaria, 1839 nucleotides long. The record is from the annotation of a GenBank genome assembly. Lineage: Eukaryota; Metazoa; Nematoda; Chromadorea; Rhabditida; Rhabditidae.
AUGGAUAUUCUUGUGUCAUGUCGGCAAAUGAUCAAAGAAAUGAUAAAUUUAUCCGGCACGCAGAUGAAAAUUUUUCUUAUGGAUAAAGAAACGGUGAGAUUUCAUUUUUUGCAGAAAUUUUAAAAAUUAUUUUGAAUCCAUAUUUUUUCAGACAUCCAUUAUUUCAUGCUCAUAUGCCCAAUCCGAAAUUAUGCAGAAAGAAGUGUAUCUUUUUGAUCGACUUGAUUCAAAAGUGGCAAGAGAUAGUAUUGGACAUUUGAAAUGUAUAGUUUUUGUGAGACCGACUGCAGAAAAUAUUGCAUUACUUGUCAGUGAAUUGAAGCGACCAAGAUAUAAUCAAUAUUAUAUUUGUGAGUUUAUUUAUUUUCAUAUUUAUAUUCUGUUUAGAAAAUGAAUAGUUUUAUAGAUUUUUCAAACGUUGUGAAUAAAUUUGAUUUGAAAAGUUUGGCGGAAGCUGAUGAAAAUGAGGUUGUUCGAGAGGUUCAUGAAUUUUUUAUGGAUGGAAUUGCACUUCGGAAAGAUUUGAAUACGAUUAAUUUAACACGAAUUUAUGAGCAAGGAUUUUCCUUGAAGCAAACUGCUGCUGAAAGAAUCAAACAAUCAAUUAUUGCUCUUUUAUUGCAACUCAAGAAAAAUCCAGCAAUCAGAUAUCAAGCAUCAUCUUCAAAUUGUUCCAAAUUAGCUGAUGAGGUCUCACAAGUUAUUCGAAGAGAAAAUACAUUAUUUGAAACAGCACAAAGUGAUGUUGUAUUAUUGAUUCUCGAAAGAUCUCAAGAUGUUGUUACACCACUUUUGAAUCAGUGGACUUAUGAGGCAAUGAUUCAUGAAUUGAUUGGAAUUACGAAUAAUCGUGUGAAUGUUGAGAAUCAGAGUAUGGUUUUGAGCGAGUUGUAUGAUGAUUUUUUCACAGAGAAUAUUAUCUCAAAUUUUGGUGAAAUUGGGCAAAACAUCAAAACUUUGAUUAGCGAAUUCCAAGAGCAAUCAAAAAUCAACAAAAACCUUGAAAGUAUUUCCGAUAUGAAAAAGUUUGUUGAAGAUUAUCCGCAAUUUAAAAAAAUAUCUGGAACAGUUACAAAACAUGUUGCAUUAGUUGGAGAACUGAGUAAAAUUGUGCAACAAAAUAAUUUAUUGGAGAUAUCGGAAGUUGAACAAAGUAUUGUGGCUGAUGGAGAUCAUUCAAGAUGUUUGGAACGCAUUCGAAAUCUUGUAUCGAAUUCAAGAACAACGAAUUUGGACGCAGUUCGAUUGGUUUUGUUAUAUGCUUUGAAGUUUGAGACAAAUCCAAAUAAUGAGAUUAGUUCACUGAUUGGAAGUUUGCGAUUACGUGAUUCAACGGCCAGUAGAGUUGCUGCAAAUAUUCUGAAAUACGGAGGACAAUCCAAACGUUCAGCAGAUCUUUUUGGUGGUGGAUCAACAAUUGAAAUCACAAGAAAGUGAGUGUUUUUAUUGUAUGAAUGAAUAUUUGAUUUGUUUUAGAUUCAUGAAAGGAUUGAAAGGAGUUGAGAACAUCUACACCCAACACGAGCCAUAUAUCAAAAAAGUUGUUGAGCAGUUUAUUCGAGGAAAAAUGGAUAAUUACCCAUUGAUGGGUAAUGAUAGGUAAAUAAUUGAAUUUUAUGUUUUUCAAAAAUAGAUUUUCCUAUCUCAUUCCGCUUUUGCAGUUCUCGCCAAGACAAUCUCAUAAUCUACAUGGUUGGUGGUGCCACAUAUGAAGAAGCCGCCUACGUCAGAUCAAUGAAUAAGAAACGGCAACAAGGAUUUGGCGGACCCUCAAUUAUUCUAUCAAGCAAUUGUAUGUUGAAUACAAAGAGCUUUAUUGAUGAUUUAUCUGUGAUGUGA